UCUCUCCGUUGCGGAGCAAAGGCAAAACCCAAGAAAGAAGCCAGACGAAGGCAAACCCUAGCCGCCGCGUACGCCGUCCUCCCCCAGAUCCGGCCCAUCCGUCGGUCCCAUGGCGCUGCGCGCUCUGGUCGGCAAGCUGAGGGUCCUCCCUGGGCGGGCGGGGGCCUCUCGCGCCUUCACCUCCAAGAUGGAUAAGCAAUGCAGCGAUACGUCUUCAGGGUUAGCAAGUUCUCUUGAAGAGAAGGUUCGAGCCAUCGUGGAAAGCAUGGAAGAACGCGUGCGGCUUGCUGAGCUAGAGUCUAAGAGGUACAGGAGGAAGAACUACAUCGUUGCAGCGCUGACUGCUUCUACUGGUGUUGGCUUUGUGGCAUACCUUGUGUCAUCUUUUGUUGAAGUUCUUGCAGAUGCCUAGGGGAUGGGAGCACUGCAGCAGUAAAUACUCCUAUCAAGUUUGACUAUCUCAGCCUAUAUAUUACUGGUGAUAUGUUGAAGCACUCUAUUUAUGGUGUAUUUUCCAAGCGUAUGCUAUGUCAAUUUGUGUGCGGUGUGUCGUGUUGGAUGUCAUGUUUUGAGAAAGCAAGUGAAAAGUAUCUAUUAUGUCUUGUGUUAGAUCGGUUAGAAUGAUUUGGAACUUUGGAAGUUAUGAUCACCAUUUGGAUGCUUUUUAAAAUUUUCUUACUGAGUCUAUAUGAAAGUAUGGUUGUGGUCAA
Molecule: messenger RNA, 710 nt
Organism: Phragmites australis (common reed)
Lineage: Eukaryota; Viridiplantae; Streptophyta; Magnoliopsida; Poales; Poaceae
Exons: 3
Coding region: 110-412 (100 amino acids)
Source: RefSeq, a predicted model, not a curated record